Messenger RNA from Aspergillus pseudoviridinutans, 789 nucleotides. Its product is annotated as 2-deoxyribose-5-phosphate aldolase. The transcript has a single exon. Gene Ontology annotation, cellular component: cytoplasm. The record is from RefSeq and is a predicted model, not a curated record. Gene Ontology annotation, molecular function: deoxyribose-phosphate aldolase activity. The coding region runs from base 1 to 789 and encodes 262 amino acids. Lineage: Eukaryota; Fungi; Ascomycota; Eurotiomycetes; Eurotiales; Aspergillaceae. Gene Ontology annotation, biological process: carbohydrate catabolic process; deoxyribonucleotide catabolic process.
AUGGCCUCCAAUACUAUUACUGUUUCCCUUCCUCAACUCGCAAAAAUGAUCGACCACUCCCUCCUUCAUCCUACGAUGACAGACGCCGAUAUCCUCGCAGGGCUCAAGAUUGCCCGAGAUCACAAAGUAGCUACUGCUUGUGUCAAACCCUACUCUAUUCCUCUCGCCGUGAAAGAAUUGGCCGGGACGGAUGUCCUCGUCUGCCCCGUUAUCGGAUUCCCGCACGGGAACAGCACCACUGAGAUUAAAGUGGCCGAAGCAAUCGCGGCGGUCAAAGCAGGGGGUACUGAGAUUGAUAUGGUUGUCAAUGUUGGUAAAGUCCUUGGCGGCGAUUGGGAGUAUGUGACCGAGGAGAUUCGACGGAUCAACGACGCGGUCAAGGCCAAAGGCGCCCUGCUCAAGGUCAUUUUCGAGAAUGAUUAUUUGAAAGACGACGACAUUGCACGGCUUUGUGAGAUCUGCACAAGGCUGGAUGUUGCGUUUGUCAAGACUUCGACCGGAUACGGAUUCGUGAAGCAGGCGGAUGGGUCGUAUAAUUACAAGGGCGCGACGGUGAGGCAUCUCAGGCUGAUGCGGGAGAAGGCUGGUGAGAAGGUGCAGAUCAAGGCUGCUGGCGGCGUCAGGACCUUGGACGACUUGCUGCACGUCAUGAGCUUGGGUGUCACUCGUAUUGGCGCCACAGCUACCGUGGCUAUUCUGGAAGAGGCGAGGAAGCGCGGCAUUGGAAAUGAGCCAGUUGAAGUAUCCUUCAAGCCGAUGAGCAAUGAUGGGGAAACGGGUGGAUACUAA